This is a messenger RNA of Amoebophrya sp. A120, 2952 nucleotides long. Lineage: Eukaryota; Dinophyceae; Syndiniales; Amoebophryaceae. The record is from the annotation of a GenBank genome assembly.
CUGAUCUUCCAUUUGCUGCAACCUACCGGAAAUUAGUACAGAGCAAAAUUAUACCUGAAAUUUAAGUUUUCACCUGCGGACUGGCUACAACAAGUUCUACAGAUACAUACAGCUGUUUGAUGUCGAGAUUUCCUGCAAAAUUACCUUCUGUCCUUUUCCGUCCCCGUACGUGCCUGUAUGAAACAAGCAGUGCUGUUUCAGUCUGCUGCACAGAUCUUCAUCUUCGUAGAAAAUUUCCAUGUACACAACUCCAACUGCAAAUAAUGGUCGAGACAACAACCUCGAAGCUUUCCUCCACUCCCGGAAGCACAAGCAGCAUAUUAACCUGCACCCCCGAGUUGUAUGUCCGAAGCAAACAGCAUCGAAGGGGGGAAAGCACUUCCUCUCCGAUCACGGAGCAGAAGCGAAGACACAGCAGCAGCUUCCUCGAACAAGACCGCUGCGCUUCUACAGAAGAUGACGGGGGAAAAAAUGGGGAAAAUAAUCCCCUGCCGCACUACGUUGUCCUGGCGCUCGGGUCGAACGAGGGCCCGAACCGAGUCCGCCACUUGGAAGCCGCGUUGCGCGAUCUCGGGAACCAGCCGGGGAUUCAGCUGCAGAACACGUCGAGUUUAUACGAGUCCCGGGCGCAGCCGAAGUUCGUGGAAAAAGCGAAGAGUUCCGCGACGACAAAUAAAAGGGUCGACCGCGGCGGUGCUGGAAAAGUUAUCGAUUUGGCAAGCAAGGAGGAGGAAGCAGCUGAAUCAGGAUUACCUCGUCCUGCGGCGCUGGCUAGUACAACUGAGAGGAGCACAACAUCAUCUUGCAACUACUCCCCCAGUGCUGCAUCAUCACCAAAGACAACAAACACAAAUAACUACCUGAACGCGUGCUGCAGUCUGCUUACCUCGCUGACACCCACCGCCCUGCUGGAAGUUCUGCUCGACGUGGAGCGCCGGGGCGGGCGAAGGAGACGAGGAACAAGCGAAGACGGGCUGGGGGCUCACGGUUGUGAUGAAGAUGAUCUUCAUCUUCGCAGCAUUCAAAACCAUGAUAACAGUAACGACGACCGGACGAGCAGCGGCCAUUUGCAGGGGAGUGUGUUGGACCAGAAAGACGAGAAGCCAAACUACAUCCCCCCGGCACGGACGGUGGACUUAGACAUUCUGCUGUUCGACGACGAUAUUGUGAACAUUAGCAAGAACAACGAGGCGCCAGAAGAUGCAGAGAUCCUCGCUGUGGCAAGAGGGGAUAGAAGCACGAAGCCGCGAGAAGAACGCGACCGCCACAACGUUUCACGCCUCGACCUGCAGAUCCCACACCCGCGCAUGCUGCUCCGGGAUUUCGUCCUGGUCCCGCUGCAGGAGCUGCUGCGCGCCGACCGGCGAGAACACACGCAGCACCCCGUGACGAAGGAGGUUCUCUGCGCCCUCCCGAUGCCCGACGGCGCGCGCGGCCCGUCGCGGUUCCUACCGGGGCUCGGCACGCUGGCCGGGGCGAACGAGGCGUGGUUGAUGGGCAUUUUGAACACGACGCCCGACAGCUUCAGCGACGGCGGACUGUACGUCGACGCUGCGGUAGCGUUGCAACGGGCGGAGGAAAUGCGCGCGCAGGGCUGCCAUAUUGUCGACGUGGGCGGGGAGUCCAGUCGCCCCGGGGCGGAGCACGUGGCUCGCGAGGAGGAGCUCGAGCGCGUGGUGCCCGUCUACGAAAAGCUCGGGGAGAAAGGCAUCCCGUUUUCCGCCGACACGCGGAAAGCGGCGGUGGCGCGGCGGGCGCUGCAGUGCGGAGCGGUCUGCGUGAACGACAUCGAAUUCGGAGGGUAUAGUGGGAGAACAUCUGUUUUCGCUGGCUCGGGUGGUGAAAAUAAAGUAGACGAAAUACAUCAAAAGUUUCGAGGUCGUGCUGGUGGACAGGACAAUUCUAGUAGAAGUGAAAAAAACGACAUGUUUGCACUUUUGAGCGACGGCAUUCGAAAUGUCUCUGGGAUACGGGGCGGAUUGAGUAAUAGGGGUGUUGUUCAUCCGUCGUGUAGUGAGAGCCACACAGACGAGAAGGUGGACAGCACCAGGAGCAGCGGACUGACUGUUCCUGAGAGCGACGAGUUUUUCUACAUCGGUAUGCACAUGCGGGGCGACUUCAAGAGCAUGGAUUUUUUGACCAACUAUGGCGAGCAGGGGAAAGACAUGGAAAAGAGCAGGAGUUGUGCUGCAAAUGCAAAAAUAGCGGAUUCGAGCGGAGGCAACACUGCUACACCGAGACGGAAUUACAGUUCCGACUUGGGAACAAGCAAGCACGUUGGCGACGUUAGCAGCGGCGGCCAAGAAGUCGCAAGGGGACGAGGUGGCGGUGCUUCACUAUCGCUGGUCGUCGCGCACUUGAAUGAGUUCUUCGAGGAACGGCUGCGGGUGUUAUUUCGCAAUUACGACGUGCCUCCGUGGAGGGUGGUGUGCGACCCAGGACUCGGGUUUGCGAAAACGCCGGAACAAAGUUUGGAGAUCGUGCGCCACGCGCGCGAGCUGUGGCGUCCGGUGCAGUGCUUCGGACACAGUCGGAAACGCUUUGUCAGUUUUGCACAGGGUUCCGGCGCUCAAUGGCACGCUUCGGGGAAGCAGACGCUGCCAGGAAACCUCGCACUGACCUGCGCGUUGGCGGGGAAAGUGGAUUUUCAGUGCAUGUUUCGAGUGCACGAUGUGCAGGAAACGCAGCAGGCACUAGUCGCAUUUGCGCACUCCAUCAGUUCUGUGUAAAAGGCUAUCUACAACUGUUUUGGCAUUUUUAGCUGAUAUCGAAGGAUAGUCACCACAGUACUCAAAACAAACAAGAGGUCGUGAAACGAAUACACACAGACUCGAGGCCGUGGCCGCAUUUAGUUGUAUUCACGCAGGCAAAAGUGAAGUUGUUUAUCGGAGGUUUGGCAAGACCGACAGUGUUCGAGCUGUUGUGCCAUCGUGCGGGCUCUUUCGUCGUGCU